UCCCAGCUUUUGGUUGAGUCCAGGGUUCCAUCAGAUCCAAGAUGGCGGAACAAGCAGCGACGUGCUGAAGUUCACUUUAAACUCUAAACCCUAACGCCUGUUGUCCUCCUACUCACGUAUUGGAUCUCUGUCAGUAAAGAACAGGACCUGGGGUCUUCCAGAUUUAUUCCAGAAAGUUCCAGAUAUGCACCGUUUACAAGGUGUCAUUUCCUGGGAUGUCAAGUCAAGGUGGCCUGAGGGGGUUCAGCCCCGAAGCAGAGGCCACCAGAAGAGAAUCUCCCACUGUUAAGAGACCGGACAACCAUCAGAAAAUGCACAUAUCCAUGGGUAGUGACACCUAAAGAGCUGCUUGAAGGAGGAAAUCUACCAAGCAGCUCAGGCUGAACUUUGGACAUUAUUUUCAGGACCCAGCUCGUCCCCACACAGAGAUCAGCUCUGUUGGUUUUGGAUUUAAAUUGAGUGAACUUCCAUUCCUCUCUCUUCAGUCUCUUGAUAUUUAACAUUUCGUCCAUCACUUAUCUAUCCCCCUCUCUGUCCGUCUUUCUCCAUCCAAUCAUCUGAGUGUGUUCUUAAAGCUGCAGGGCAGGUAAUGGAUAAUGCUGGCCAUGGUGACCUAGUGUAAAUGGCUAUUCCUCAGCAAAGCUCAGUGCCAGUAUCUACUGCUCAAUCUUCCGCCUCCAUUCCCUCCUCCUCUCAUCCCUACUCCACCUCUCUGCCUUCCUUUCCUGUUCACCGCUGCUGCUUGCUGCCCAGUCCCGCCUCCCCCCUUCAACACCAUGGUAGGUGCAGGCUUGGGUGUGUGGAAGCUAAUGAGAGGUGUCCGCCAGCUGGAGCUUCACCGCCUCAUCCUGGCCCUUAUCAUCUUCUGCUUGCUGUCUAUGGCCUUCCUAGCUUACUAUGUCUCCAACAGCCCCAAAAUCAAAGAGGCCCCCCCUUUACCAUUCAGUGACUGUGGUGGUGGAGGAGGAGGGGGGAUGUCACUGGCCUCAAGUACAGGGGCUGAUGGAGGAGGACUGGGCGUCCAGAGGGCUCCACUUUUCCUUCCCCCGCGCCAAGGUCGGCUACGACAGGUGAAGGCGAUGGACAGUUCCAGGACGCAGCCUGUAGUUCUGGUGUUCGUAGAGAGUAUCUACUCCCAGCUGGGCCAGGAGAUUGUAGCCAUAUUAGAAUCUAGCCGCUUCCGCUACCGGACAGAGAUUGCUCCGGGUAAAGGUGACAUGCCCACAUUGACAGAGCAUAACCGUGGGCGCUACACUCUGAUCAUUUAUGAAAAUGUGUUGAAAUAUGUCAAUCUGGAUGCCUGGAACCGUGACUUGCUGGACAAGUACUGUGCUGAGUAUGGAGUAGGUGUCAUUGGCUUCUUCAAAGCUAACGAAAACUCUCUUCUCAGCGCACAGCUGAAAGGUUUCCCCCUGUUUUUACACUCACACCUGGGACUCAGGGACUACCAUAUUAACCCAAAUGCUCCCUUACUCUACAUCACAAAGCCCAACCAGGUGGAGCAGGGCCCUUUACCAGGGGAUGACUGGACGGUUUUCCAGUCCAACCACUCUACCUAUGAACCAGUGCUUUUGGCCAGCACCAAGUCCUCUGAGGCGCUGGCCCAAUUUGGACCUGCCUCCAUGAGGGCCCUGCAUGCCACAGUGGUCCAGGACUUGGGCCUUCAUGAUGGCAUUCAAAGAGUUCUCUUUGGAAACAAUCUUAACUAUUGGCUUCACAAGCUGGUGUUUGUUGAUGCUAUUGCCUACCUGACAGGGAAGAGACUGUGUUUGUCCUUGGACCGCCACAUCCUGGUGGACGUGGAUGAUAUCUUUGUUGGCAAGGAGGGAACCCGUAUGAAGGUGUCGGAUGUGGAGGCAUUGCUCAAUACUCAAACAAAGCUGCGGGCGUUGGUUCCUAAUUUCACCUUCAAUUUAGGAUUUUCUGGAAAGUUCUAUCACACAGGUACUGAUGAGGAAGAUCGCGGAGAUGACAUGCUGCUACAACACAGGAUGGACUUCUGGUGGUUUCCUCACAUGUGGAGCCACAUGCAGCCUCACCUCUUUCACAACGUCAGUGUUUUGGCUGAGCAGAUGAGGCUUAACAAGAUCUUUGCUCAGGAGCAUGGCAUCCCAACAGAUAUGGGCUAUGCAGUGGCACCACACCACUCUGGGGUUUACCCAGUUCACAGCCAGCUGUACGAGGCUUGGAAGUCUGUAUGGGGCAUCAAGGUGACCAGCACUGAGGAAUAUCCACAUCUGAGGCCAGCUCGAUACCGCCGCGGCUUCAUCCACAAUGGGAUCCAGGUGCUGCCCAGGCAGACUUGUGGUCUCUUUACCCAUACGAUCUUUUACAACGAAUAUCCCGGAGGUUCAAAGGAGCUGGACAAGAGCAUCAGGGGAGGAGAACUCUUCCUCACUGUACUACUUAACCCUAUCAGUAUCUUUAUGACUCAUCUAUCAAACUAUGGCAACGACCGGCUGGGUCUCUACACCUUUGAGUCUCUGGUGAAAUUCGUCCAGUGUUGGACCAACCUCCGGCUGCAGACAUUGCCGCCUGUCCAGCUUGCAGAUAAAUACUUCCAGAUCUUUCCUGAGGAGAGAGAUCCACUUUGGCAGAACCCUUGUCAUGACAAGAGACACAAGGAUAUCUGGUCAAAAGAAAAGACCUGUGAUAGACUUCCCAAGUUUCUUGUUAUUGGACCACAGAAAACAGGCACUACAGCACUUCAUUCAUUCCUGAGUCUCCAUCCAGCAAUCACCAGCUCAUUCCCCAGCCCCACCACCUUUGAGGAGAUCCAGUUCUUCAGUGGAGCAAAUUAUGACAAUGGGAUUGACUGGUACAUGGACUUCUUCCCAUUCCCUUCAAAUGUCAGCACAGACUUCAUGUUUGAAAAGAGUGCCAAUUACUUUGAUACAGAGGUAGCUCCAAAAAGAGCUGCUGCCCUGCUCCCCAGAGCCAAAAUCCUGGCAGUGCUCAUCAACCCAUCGGACAGGGCUUACUCCUGGUACCAGCACCAGAGAGCCCAUCAGGACCCCGCAGCCCUCAACAACACCUUCCAUGCAGUGGUGACAGCAGGCCCCUCUGGACCCCGGGACCUGCUGGUCCUUCAGAGACGCUGCCUUAAUCCAGGGGCCUAUGCUACUCACCUGGAGCACUGGCUGCAGCACUACCAGCCCAACCAGUUGCACAUCGUGGACGGCGCCCUGCUGAGGUCAAACCCAGCUCUGGUGAUGGAGGGAAUCCAGAGAUUUCUCGGUGUCACUCCCAUCUUCAACUACACCCAGGCUCUCAUGUACGAUGACAGCAAAGGUUUCUGGUGUCAGCGGGUUGAAGGAGGUCGGGCCAAAUGUCUGGGGAAGAGUAAAGGCAGGAAAUACGCUGAGAUGAGUUCUGAGUCACGUGCCUUUCUGGCAGAGUAUUACCGGGAGAGCAACAUGGAGCUUCUGCGUCUGCUGAAUCGGUUGGGCCAACCGCUGCCGUCCUGGCUCCGCCAAGAACUCCAAAGCACGAGCUGGAGCUGAGGCCACCUGCUCACACGCACACACGCAGUCGACCGACACACCACAGAGAAAGCUUGGACUGUAGUCUGUGGGUCGGCCAACACUUGGCUCUGGUUUCUACUGGACUACCUGAUCUCUGAGAAACUACAGCAAACACUAAAGAAGCUAAAGGUUUUUAGCAGGUGGAACUUCUGCUCCUGUCACGUUGUGAGAUCUUUGAAGUGUUGGUAACUAAUGGAGCACAUGAACUCCCGUGAACACUGGGCCACCCUCAGCCACAGACAUUGUGUGUUGGACAUGGGGGGCUGACACUGUAAACAUGAGUUUGCUGUAAAUCCGAGGACUGGAUAAGCAGCAGGUUUAAAGUCAUAACGUAAGGAGAGAAUCUUGCAGGAUAAGACGGUGUGGGUGUUAAGUGUAUUAUCAGAUACAUGACUAACAUACGCACACACACACUCACACACACACACACACACACACACACACACACACACACACAGAAAACGUCUGACUGACUGCGAAGGAGAGCAUUCAGAAAAAGCAGUUGUGUAAAUAUAUAUAUGUAUAUGGUUUGAGGGGCAGGUGAGAAACAAAACGGCCAGUUGACAAUACAGACAGACAGCACACAUCAGACAGACAGCACACAUCAGACAGACAGCACACUUCCUGGUCCAGAAUUUUCAGUUACACACGCCUGCAGCUGAAGGUCCAGCCGACAGACUGGGCACCAAUUACUCUUUUGUCCUCACAGAUUUCCAGUCUGUUUACAACAGAUUCAGUCAUUUUAAAGUGGAUCCAGCUUAUAUAAUGACAGGUCAAUGUAAAUAUCAUGCAGCUACAUUUGGUAUUAACUAAAGCCCAAAUGCAGGAUAAGCCGUGAAAACUGGCAUCCUGUCAGCGAGUAGCUCAAGUUGACUUCGUUCAUUGACUAAGGUUGAGACAGUUUUUGAAUGUUGACAGACUGUGUUUCACUGUACUUAACUGAAUAUGUUUCACUGCUUGUAGUUGCUUUUAACUUACAUAGCAUUGUUUUUUUUUUUUAUUAUACGAUCUAUGUUUCAACAGAUGGAGUAAACCACACAUCAAACUGUUGAUCAAAGGACUAGUUUUUUUUGUCUAUGAGCAGUGUAAUAUGCAGACACAUUUCAGGAGACAAAAGAAAUCGGACCCAAAUUUGAAGUCAGGAACACUGUAACCCAACUCGUGUGGCUGACAGUGGAAAGAGUGCAAAGAAUGUUUUUAGUGGUGAGAAUCAUUUUUAUUAAAUAAAAAUGUUCUGCUUCAAAUUGACAAACUAUUUUGCCUACAAAGACAAUUUGUAAUGGAUUAUGUUUAAUGAAUAAGGAUUGCACUGUUAUGAGAAUAGCGAAGUCCUAAAAAGUAGUUCUUAAAAAUUGGUCAGAAUUUAGACAUCAUGAUACCAUCCCAGCCUUUUAAUACACCAAAUCUUUGGUUUCAAACUAGUGAAUCCUGCUUUCUGUUCACAUUCUGAAAACCAAGAUUACGUGUAUCGUGACAUCAUUUCUCAGACCUGACUAGAGGUCUUCUGAAAGCCUUUAAGUAUUUCCACUGAUAAGACUGAAUUUACUUCAACAUGUUGAAUAAGCCUAAAAUACUCAGCCCAUUCUCAAAGUAUUGUUGGGUAUAUAAAAGCUUUAUUAAUCAAAUUAUUUUUACCAUUUGAAUAGUGAUGAAUUAGUGAGCAUCUGUUUUCAGUCACAAUGACCUGAUGUGGUCAUGAGGGGCAGACCUAUUAAAAACCCUGUGUGUGUUUGACUGAGAGAGAGAACCAGAAAAGAUAAUCACGUGUCGGUUUGUUUCAGAAAAUCCUACACAAAAUGCUUAACUCACUACAUCCCCCCACACACACUCUCUCACACUCCUGUCUUCUCUGGAGGACUGUUUCUCAUAUAGUCUUUGGACAACAGAGGAGCCAGUGAGGAGUCGAUCAGAAGCUGCUGUCUUGUUUUCUGUUUGUUUUGUAUAAAUGUCCAAAAGGCCAACACUGUAUCAUCUCUAAUAAAAGCAUAGAGAGGUUGGAAAUAAAGGCUGCUGAAUCUUU
Messenger RNA from Labrus bergylta (ballan wrasse), 5544 nucleotides. RefSeq names its product bifunctional heparan sulfate N-deacetylase/N-sulfotransferase 2. Gene Ontology annotation, molecular function: deacetylase activity; heparan sulfate N-sulfotransferase activity. NCBI's taxonomy places the organism in Eukaryota, Metazoa, Chordata, Actinopteri, Labriformes, Labridae. Gene Ontology annotation, cellular component: Golgi apparatus. The record is from RefSeq and is a predicted model, not a curated record.